AUGGUCCUCAACGAAUUGGGGUCUAAUGUGCUAAACGUCAUAACCAAGUUUGCUAAGACAAGGCUGACGACAAAUGAGGCGGUAAAUGCGCUGGUAGACGAAUUCAUCGGAGUGCUGGAGGCAGCAGAUGUACCUGCCCGUACACUCGAGCCUAUGCGAAAAUCGAUGACCACGAAGAUCUUGAGUGACCCAGCGAUCAUGGAAGGACGUGCCAACACACACCAGGUUGUUCAGCGCAUCGUUGUCCAGGAGCUUGUUUCUAUGCUUUCCCCUGAGCGGCCGCCCUUUAGGCCUGUCCGGAAUCGGGCUAAUGUGAUUAUGUUUGUAGGGUUGCAAGGAGCUGGCAAAACCACGACGUGUGUCAAGUUUGGGGCAUAUUACAAGCGGAAGGGGUGGCGCGUCGGGCUUGUUUGCUGCGAUACCUUCCGUACUGGAGCAUUUGACCAGCUGAAGCAGAACUGCACAGCGGUAAAGCUUCCCUUUUACGGCAGUUAUUCCGAAAAGGACCCUGUUCAGAUCGCUCAAGACGGAGUCAAGCACUUUGUAAGUUUGAACUUUGAGCUCAUAAUCUUGGACACCUCUGGGCGUCACAGGCAAGAGGAGGCGUUAUUUACUGAAAUGAAACUAAUUGACAGUGCUGUGCAGCCCCAUGACCAUGUCUUUGUCCUAGACUCAUCCAUUGGCCAGGCCGCAUAUGAGCAAGCAGACGCCUUUAGCAAUGCAGUUGAAAUAGGAUCAGUAAUCUUAACAAAGCUUGAUGGCCACAGUCGCGGGGGAGGAGCACUGGCUGCUGUCAGUGCUACUAAGGCUCCGAUAGUCUUUCUCGGCACAGGUGAGAAGAUUGAAGACCUCGAGUUCUUUGAUCCGUCACGUUUUGUGUCAGUUAUGUUAGGAUACGGUGAUAUCGUGGGGUUACAUGAAGCCAUGCAGGGAGGAAACAUUGACCAUAAAGCUCACAUACAAACGGUUGUCCGUAUGCUCCAUAACCAUUUUUCCUUCCGUGAUUUCAAGGAGCAGCUUAAGAAUCUUAACAAAAUGGGGCCCCUGCAGAAGAUUGCGUCUAUGGUGCCCGGCUUCUCCCAGAUGGCCGCCUCUGGGGACAUAGACAUGGAUUCAGAGGUAAAGCACUUGCAGAUCUUUAACACCAUCAUGGACUCUAUGGCAGCAAAGGAGCUAGACUCUAACACAGAGCUCCUUAAGAAAGAGGGAGAAGACAAGUUCCGGUCGCGCGUCAGACGUAUCGCAAUAGGGUCUGGACACACCAUAGAAGAAGUCUUAGAGUUCUUUGACAAGGCUACAGAGUUCAGUGAGAUAUUUGGGAAAAUGGGACGAAAGAUGAAGUCUCCAGCUGCGCUGCAGGAGCUCUUCUCGAGCAUGAAGAUGAACCCACAAAUGAUGCAGCAGAUGAUGAACGGCUUGGGAUCUCUCCAGAAUAUGUCUGAGAUGGCAGAUAUCGCAAAAAGCAUGGGCAUGAAGAUGCCAGGCAACUUGAGUAUGCAGCAGAUUCAGCAGAUGGCCACAGGGAUGGGCAACAUGUCUGCUGGGCAACUUAAAAAACUCCAGCAGAUUCAGAAGGCAAAGAUGUCAAAGUAA
Molecule: messenger RNA, 1593 nt
Organism: Giardia duodenalis
Lineage: Eukaryota; Fornicata; Diplomonadida; Hexamitidae
Product: Signal recognition particle 54
Exons: 1
Coding region: 1-1593 (530 amino acids)
Biological process (GO): SRP-dependent cotranslational protein targeting to membrane; SRP-dependent cotranslational protein targeting to membrane, translocation
Cellular component (GO): signal recognition particle, endoplasmic reticulum targeting; cytosol
Molecular function (GO): GTPase activity; endoplasmic reticulum signal sequence receptor activity; ATP hydrolysis activity
Source: RefSeq, a predicted model, not a curated record